Molecule: messenger RNA, 2466 nt
Organism: Clunio marinus
Lineage: Eukaryota; Metazoa; Arthropoda; Insecta; Diptera; Chironomidae
Source: the annotation of a GenBank genome assembly
AUGGAAAUCGAAAUCUUCAUAAAGAAUAAAAAAGCCCUCAUAAAACCCGUAAAUGUAAACGAUAGCGAGAUAAAUAUUGGUAAAAUAUUGAGGAAGAAUAUAUCAAACUACAGAACAAAUAUGCCACCUCCACCAAGACCUCGUACAUCAACUUCCGGACGUCCAAGUGCUCCUGCUCCAAUGAGCGAACGUCAACAGAUGGCUUUGUUGAUGCAAAUGACAUCUUCCAGUGAAGCUGAAUUGAGUCCAAACAGUCAAAGUGGAAAGCCAAAAGAUAGAAACGAACGUGGUGAAACUGGUUUGCAUAUUUGCGCCAAAAAAGGCGACCUUGAUGGAGCGAAGAAGCUGUUAGAGCAAGGAACAAAUCCAAAUGUGACAGAUUUUGCUGGCUGGACGCCACUUCAUGAAGCUGCCAAUCAUGGACAUUAUCAUGUAGCUCAACUUCUCUUAAAACACGGUGCUAAUGUCAAUGCAACUGGACUUGAUGACGUUACUCCAUUACAUGAUGCUGCCAGUAUCGGUAAUCAAAAACUCGUAAAGCUUCUUAUUGAUAAAGGAGCUGAUCCACUAUUUAAGAACAAAAAAGGAAAAACUGCCCAAGAUGUGGCUCAUCCAUCGUUAGCAAACUUCUUGAGAACAACAUUAGAAAUGGCCAAUAAACGUGAACCACACCAACAACAGCAACAAAAUCAAAACCCAAAGAAAUCUUCAAGUGGAGAAGUGAAGAAAUCAAACGAGAAUGAAGAGUCGGCGACUGCACCACCAUCAGAUGUUUACGAAUUCGUUUCAACUCCAAAACAUUCGUCAUGCAGUUCUGGGUCGGGCGAUGAAAAUCCAAGCAAAACAUCAGAAAAAUCUUGUGAUGACAAAAGUGGAACAGAAAGUGACACAACAACGACAAAUCAACAUCAGAAACGAGCAAUUGGCGAACAAAAGGAUCAAUCAGAUGAAAGUUCAUCGACUGCUGAUGAAGAUGCGAAACGAAAGAAACGAAAAGAUUCUGAACAGAAAGAUGGAAAUAAGACGACGAGUGGAAGUAAUCGAAUGACUUCAAGAAUUGGACAAAAGCCACCGGGACCAGCUUCAAAGACAAUGAAUUUAAUGAACAAAAACACGACAAUGACAACAUCAACAACAAGUAGCAGUAACAACAGCAACAGCAGCAGCACAAACGCAUUGAGCGAUCGGAAAAGUCCUUGCGAGAUGUCAACGAAAUCAGCAACGGAAAGUGACACAGAAAAAGAUGAAGAUGGAAAGGAAGGUCCAAAGGUGCCGCCACUUAAGAUUGUGAUACCUCAACAAGCUCCUGGCACGACGCAAACAGAGACACAAGAAACUCAAAACAGCAAUCAACGAAACAGCAAACAACCGACGACGACAACAUCGCGUAGUCAUCCUUACGUCGUCACAUCAUCGAAUUCAAAUGACGGAACUUCCAGCGACAAAGACUGUGCUGGUGGAACAACAACAAGAAGUCACAGUCCAUCAGCUGACUCCAAUAAGUCUGAUGAUGCAAGCAAAUCAAGUGUCGUCAACGUUGGCAUUGGUGGUGGAAAGUCGAAGGAACCUCGAAUAUUAAGAAGUUCAAGAAAAGAUGCAAAAGACGAUCGCGGAUCGAAUAAUUCUUCACCUCAAUUACCAACCAGCUCAACUCCAUCACCAGCAACACAAAAUAUUGAAUCAAAGAGAAAAAUUAAAGCGAGUAGUCGAGAACCAGCAGCAGUCGUUCCAUCGUCAGUUGACAUGAAAGACUCGAAUUCGAAGGAUGGUCAAGAGAAGAGUGAACCAGUUCAUCCUCAUGAUCAGCCAUUUACGAAUUGUUAUCAAAUGUACAUCGAUUUAAGGAAGCAGAUUGAGCAACGUCAUCGGAAUCUUCAUCCCGUUGAGCCGCGACCGUUGAAAGGUCUCGAAGAUUAUCUCAUGAAUCGUCGGACUUAUUUGUUGCAAGGAAAAACUUCAAUGGAGCCAAAUAUCAUCAUUCCACCCCUACUGCCAACACAAAUGAAAGAAACUUUCGUUGAUCAAGAGAAAGAACGUCACAAACUCAGAUUGCGUCACAUUGUCGAGAAAGAGAAGCUCGUGCUAUCGAAGGAACAGGAAAUCAUUCGUGUUCAUUGUAAAGCAGCUCAAAUGCAAGCCAAUCAACCUCAUCCCUUCUCUGUCUGCACAAUUUUGAAGGACGAAGAAGUUUACAAUCCAAUCACAACUGAACAUGAAGAACGUUACAAUAAUCGAAGCUUUUUCAAGGAGUUGAAGGAACUUGAUGACAAAUAUGAUAAAAUUAAGGAAGCGAUGAUUAUUCGACACACAAACGAAGCUGAAAGUCUCAUGGCGGUUCAAAAGAUGGAUUGGGGAUGGAAGUUGAAAGAACUUGCGCUAAUCGAGUACAAAACAAAUCCAGAAAUUGAGGAACUUUUCGUUCCUAUGGUUGAAGUGUCGGAUGUUUGUGAUGAAUACACGGCACCG